Messenger RNA from Pangasianodon hypophthalmus (striped catfish), 2217 nucleotides. It is a transcript of the gene s1pr4, whose product is annotated as sphingosine-1-phosphate receptor 4. The coding region runs from base 278 to 1429 and encodes 383 amino acids. The record is from RefSeq and is a predicted model, not a curated record. Lineage: Eukaryota; Metazoa; Chordata; Actinopteri; Siluriformes; Pangasiidae. Gene Ontology annotation, cellular component: membrane. The transcript has 2 exons. Gene Ontology annotation, molecular function: sphingosine-1-phosphate receptor activity. Gene Ontology annotation, biological process: G protein-coupled receptor signaling pathway.
AAAACAAUGUGUGAAAAACACGUUUAGUUCAUGAGCCCUUUCUCCACUGGGUGUGUCAAAAUGUGCGACAGUAAGCUUCCUUCCUCGUUAUAGCUGUGCGUAGAGGAUGAGCUCUCAGAGGAUGGAUGGCUGCACAUACUUCAGCAUCACUUACAUGAGGAGGCUGUAAGAGCUGCAGAACCAGCAGGAGAGGGAGUUUGAUUGCCUGACGAAAGACAAAAGAGUCUUCUCAGUGAGAUUCGAACCAAACCUCUUAAAACCAAACCCAUUUUCAAUCAUGGAAUUCAUGCACACGCUCAGCUCCUCAGCGUCCUGCCCAGACUUGUACAGCCGGAGCAACGGCAGCAUCAUCCUGCAGCAUUAUAACUACACCGGGAGACUGCAGAACAGAGCAUCAAACAAGAGCAGCAUCAGCACAGGUUCAGCGGUCCUCCUCUGCAUCAGCGUCCUGAUCAUUUUGGAGAACCUGCUGGUGCUGCUGGCUGUUCUGUUCCGCGUGCGCAUGUGCCACCGCUGGCUGAACAUCUGCAUUGCCAACAUUGCGCUCAGCGAUCUGCUCACAGGUGCAGCCUAUGUGGUGAACAUCUGCAUGUCGGGAGGGCGCACUCUGCAGCUCAGCCCACUCCUCUGGCUCCUGCGUGAAGGACUCCUGUUUGUGGCGUUGGCCGCCUCCGUGUUCAGUUUGCUGCUGAUCGCCGUGGAGCGCUAUGCCACCAUGUUGAAGACGGAGUCUGAGAACAGGAACAGGAAGACAUAUCGGAUCUAUAUCAUGGUGGUGUUGUGCUGGGUCAUGGCGCUCAUCAUCGGCUUCCUGCCACUGUUUGGAUGGAACUGUGUGUGUGACCUAAGAGGCUGCUCGACUCUCCUGCCGCUGUACUCCAAGACCUACAUCCUGUUUGCGCUGGUCAUUUUCUUCAUCAUCCUCCUGACCAUCGGCGGCCUAUAUUUCGCCAUCUACUGGCACGUCCGCAGGAACACGGUGACGAGCUCAGUGAAGAGCAGAAAGCGGUCCAUCCGACUCCUCAAGGCUGUGAUCUCCAUCGUGGGCGCGUUCAUGCUGUGCUGGGGCCCAUUAUUCAUCCUGCUUUUGGUAGAUUAUUACUGUUACUCGCGUCUCUGCAACGCCCUCUUCAGCCCACAGUGGGUCAUCGCGCUAGCCGUCCUCAACUCAGCCGUCAACCCGCUCAUCUACUCACUGGGCAGCCAGGAACUGCGCAAGGCCAUCAGCAGCCUCCUGUGCUGCAUCUGCCACCCGGAGAACUUCUCGUCCAAGGAGACGUCCAGCACAUCAGUGAGCCGCCACAGCAGCCUGCGCAACAGCUUCAACAAGGUGCGGAACCUGAGCACGAGCCCACAGAGCCAGGAAAGGAGUGGCAAGAAGACCAGGCUGAGCUCCACUACCUCCUGCCUGUCUGCGUCAAGCAUUUAAACCACAAGUUUCACACAUAAACCACAAGGGAGUCACACACCUACACCUGAACCCACACACCCACACACACACACACACACACACACGUACACGUACACGUACACGCUCACACACACACACACACACAUUUUUCUUGAAACUAUGAGAAUGUUUUUUAAAUCAUCAUUUUACAUUUAAUCUGUGAAUUUUUGGUCUCUCAGGAACAAGCACAUGUGUGUUAGCAGACAACUUUUGUGCAUUUUUUUUUUAUUUUGUUAUUUCUUGAAUUGUGAAAGUACUUUGAGUAAUAUAUUUUUAAUUAAUAAAAAAAAGAAAGCAAAACAAAAAAGUAAUAAAAAUCUAAAAAAAUACUUUUGUACUAUUAUUAUUAUUAUUAUUAUUAUUAUUAUUAUUAUUAUUAUUAAAUGUACAAAAGCAUUUAAUAAGAAAUUAUCAUUAUUUAAAAAAAUAUUUAAAAUUUUUAAAAAAAUUAAUAAAAUAUAACAUUUUUUUCAUAUUUUGCAGUUAAAAAAGGGUUUUAAAAAAAAAGAAAUGGAAACCAUACAAAAACCUUUAAAAAAAUGCAAAUUAUGUUUCAUAUCUUAAACUCAUAUAAAUGAAAUGUAUGUUUUAUGACUUAUACUCACCAAAAGGCUUUGAAUGCAUACAGAAACUUUGCAGGAGAAAAUUAUGUAACUGAAUGCUGAAUAUUUUUGUACAUGUACCUUAUUAUUAUGAAAUGUUUGCACUUUUCUGCUGUAAUGUAAUAUAAGAGCUCUAUAUCUGAAAUAAAGAGAAAUAUUUAGUGA